Molecule: messenger RNA, 561 nt
Organism: Aureococcus anophagefferens
Lineage: Eukaryota; Pelagophyceae; Pelagomonadales; Pelagomonadaceae
Exons: 2
Coding region: 12-536 (174 amino acids)
Biological process (GO): vesicle-mediated transport
Cellular component (GO): membrane
Source: RefSeq, a predicted model, not a curated record
GGACCUCGACGAUGUCCUUUUCGACGCCGUUCACGCAGGAGCAGUCCUUCGAGGACGAGGCGUGCGACGGGUGCCCAAAGCUCACGUACCAGCAGCGCAUCAUCGGGUUCUGCGCCUGCUGCGGCUUCGGCUACCUGCUGAGCUUCAUGGGGACGAUGAUGCUCGCCGUCGGCGGGCCCGACGCGGAGACGAUCCGCAACUUCGCGACGUUGUACAUCGUCGGCAACUUCAUCGCGAUCGCCGCGACGCUCUUCCUCCUGGGCCCCCGGAGCCAGUGCAAGAAGAUGUUCGACAAGACGCGGCGGUUCUCGACGAUCUUCUGGCUCCUCACCCUGAUCGUCACGUUCGCCGUCGCCGUCGCGGGCGUCAACGUCGGCGUCGUCGUCAUGCUCAUCUUCGUCCAGAUCGGCGCGUCGAUCUGGUACAGCGCGUCCUACAUCCCCUACGGCCGCCGCAUGAUCGUCAAGAUCUUCCAGUCGACGUGCUGCUCGCCCUGCCCCCAGGUCUGCGACCCGUGCAUCAAGAUCGCCACGUAGCGCGGGCGUAACGAACCGCCGCGUU